This is a messenger RNA of Caenorhabditis sp. 36 PRJEB53466, 1041 nucleotides long. The record is from the annotation of a GenBank genome assembly. NCBI's taxonomy places the organism in Eukaryota, Metazoa, Nematoda, Chromadorea, Rhabditida, Rhabditidae.
AUGGACUUAGACGAGUCGAAAAAAACCGACGGAUCGUGCGGUUGGGCUUCGUGUAUCCCGAAGAAUGUGCACCCAAAAGAUAGACCACUUCUCGACAUUUCAAGCCAAGCCGUUUGGACUCUGUCCAGCUGUAAAAGCGGUUGGUUAAUCAAUGACUAAAUUUGUCUUAAAAAAUAAUUAACUCAGGAUAUGGCAUUGACGAGCUUCUUUCGGACAACGUGGAAAAAUAUUGGCAAAGUGAUGGUCCUCAGCCGCACUCAAUCCUUCUAGAGUUCCAAAAGAAAACUGAUGUCGCAUUUCUGAUGUUUUAUCUUGAUUUCAAAAACGACGAGUCGUACACACCAUCAAAGUAAAUUUUGAAAAAAUGCCUCAAAAUAAAUAACAGUUUUGUUCAGAAUCCAAAUAAAAAUGGGGACAUCUCAUCAGGAUGUAUUCUUCCGGACGACGCAAACGUUUAAUGAACCACAAGGGUGGGUUUACAUCGAUCUUCGCGAAAAGGAUCACAGACCAAAUCGUGUGUUCUGGAUUCAAGUUCAAGUCAUUCAGAAUCAUCAGAACGGACGGGACACGCACAUCAGGUGAGUCAAUUUCAAACUAACCACAAAAAAUGUUUAUGGCAGGGCUGGGCAAUUGGCCGGCACGGGCUUUUCGUUGGCCGGCCUUUCUUGCAAUAUUCCGAUCAGACCAAAUCUUUGCAGGCUUCUUGGACAUUUGUUGAAACAUACUGGGACCAAGUUUCAGCCCGAUCGGAUCAUCUGGUCCCGAGAUAUGUGGAUCAUUGGCCGAAAUUGACCGGAAGCCCGGGAUUUAAAAAAAAUCGGCCAGUGAUCUACAUGUCUCGGGACCCGACGAUCCGAUCGGGCUGAAACUUGGUUACAAUGGCCUCAAUCCAAGUCCAACAAUCCUGCAAAGUUUGGGUCCGAUCGGAAUAUUGAAAGUGGUUCAAAAGUCCAGGUCGGCCAAUUGCCCAGCCCUGGUUUAUGAACUUUUACAGACAUGUUCGAGUGCUCGGCCCCGAAAGAUCCCGCGUCUCCUCAAUGA